UGACCAUAUUUGUAGUCUUAUGUGUGAAUAAUGCCUGGAGGCGAUGAGUUCAGAGUAGGAUCAAAGGUCGAAGUAAUCGGCAAAGAUCUCCGAGGUGUCGUUGCAUUCUGCGGACUGACAAGUUUUGCAACCGGAAAAUGGAUUGGAGUAGUUUUAGAUCAUCCGAAUGGCAAGAACAAUGGAACUGUUCAAGGCAAGACUUACUUCUCGUGUCAAGAUAACUACGGAAUAUUCGUUCGGCCGAAUCAGCUUUCUCUUUUGGAGGACGCUUUGCCGCCCCCGUCAACGCCGUCACGAUCAACACAAUCGAAGCUAUCAAAACCGACAAGUGCGCUAAAGCCUCCUAGUUCGAGUCUGAAGCCACCACGAUCGUCCGCUAGUAGCACCUCUCUCUCCAAAUCGACCAGUCAGGUGUCGCUGACUGCUUCAGACGCUGGAGAUUCAAAGCAGGUUGCGAAAGAAGACAAACAACAUGCAAAAACUCAGGAGACGCCUGCGCCACCGGUGAAACAAGAACCAGAGGAACCCCCCGAAUCUGUUAUCCUGCCUCCGGAAAUGCCUAAGUUCGGUAGCGCGACGACAGAUGCUGCACUUGUAGCCGAGAAUGAGAAUUUGCGAGCCCAAAUACAAGAUCUAACCGAGAAAUUAAACACUAUCAAAGUGAAACGAGCAGAGGAUCGAGAUAAAUUGAAAGAUUACGGCGCAUUGAAAAUGCAAGUGAGCAUGAUUCCCGAGUACAAAUCGAAGUUAGCCGAGUUGCAGAAAGAAUUGCAGACGACGCAGAAAAAAGCAGAAGAGGCGGCGGCUAGUUUCAAUGCAAAAAUCGAGGAGUACCAGGACGUUGGAGAUACCCUGGAAAUGUUGACCCUGGACAAGGAAAUGGCGGAAGAGAGGUGUGACACAUUGAAGUACGAAAACGAGACUCUUAUUUUGAGAGUGAGUGAGUUGGAAUCUGAUUUGAAGGUCAUUAAGGAAGAGAUUCAGUCGAAGGGGACAGAAGGCGUGGCUUCUGAUUAUGAGUACAAGCAGUUGGAGGCACAAUGUACACGGCAAAAGGAAGCUUUGCUGAGACUUCGUGAACUGAUGGCGGAACAGAAUGCAGUCAAAGACGCCUUUGAAAAAGACCAUAAGAGGUUGGAAGCUACAGUGGCUGCCUUGACGGCAGAGAAGGAAAAGUUAGCGAGUGAGAAGAAAGUGGCUGAAGAAGAAUCAUCUAACUUGAAAGAAUCGGUGGACGCUGCGUUUGGAUCGGAAAAAAUGAUUGAAAUGCUGACUUCGAAGAAUUUGGAACUGGAAGAGAAAUGUUCACAACAAGAGGAAAAUAUUGCUGAAUUGGAAGAGUUGAUGGAAAUGAAUAAUGAAAUUGAGGAGAACUUCAAGCAAACAGAGCAGGGGCUGCGGGAAGAUAUCGACAUGAAAGAAUCGGAGUUGAGAGCUCUUAGUACGAAAGCGGACCACUUAACUGCAGUUGUGAACGAUAGAGAAAACACUAUUCUCAAAUUCCGAAAUUUGGUGCAACAGCUCAAAGAGGAAAUAGAGACUCUAAAAGCUAGUCAGAGUGAAAAUGCUGCAGAAGAAUCUGGAAAAGGCGCGGAUGAAAUGAAAGUAAUUUCUCCUCAGUCUUUCUCGCAGCCGGUUCCGCUACCCUCUGCGCUCAACGCGGAGUUGAAGGCAAAACAAACUGCACAAAUAGUAGUAAAGUCACUAGAAUGUGAACUGAAGGAUCUCGAACUUAAAGGCCUCGAGGACAAUUUAUCCUUCGUUUUAUCUUAUUUGCCAGAUACUUUUUCGAAGUCGGCCGGUGAUUUGGACUGUAUACGAGCUUCUAUUUGUCUACCUAGGAUGAGUGAAAAAAUUAAGCUGUUGAUAAAAUACGCCAAGCAAAAAAACGGCGCCGUUGAAGAGAGUCUAAGUUCGUCUUCGGAACCAAAGAAACCUUCGGACGCCUCUGAAAGUCCUUCUUUUGCCGUGAACUUGUCAGUCAAAUUGCUCAGUUUGAAAGUUCUGCUCGAUCAAGUGUCUUUCAUUUUGAACUCCUGUUCAGUAGAAAAAUUUCUGCGUGUGGGCUCUGUGUACCCGGAAAUGCUGGCACACGAGAAAUCAGUGGAGGCUUUGAUAAAUCUGUUCAAAAAGGACCAAUUAGAUCACACUUGUCGCUUGGACAGUAUCUCCAGAGCACAGACAUUCUUCGAACAACUGCUGAAAGCUGUGUUUGCUGGAGAGAAAACGAAUUUAUCCGAAGUGUUUCAUAGCUAUAUUGAAAUUUUACAGGAAAGCGCGCAAGUAAUUAACUUGAGCUGCGAGAAAGUUAGUUCUUAUCUGAACCCAAAUCUAGAAUUCGAUGACUUCUUAAUGUACCUCAAAGAGACCAUUCAGUUUAGCCAAGACAUCAAAAAAGUAGCGAGGAAAACGAAGCGACAGUUUCCUUCGGCGGAAGGCCGGACGUUCAAGGUAACGAUAGAGCAAGUAGCAGAAAUGCAAAGUUACGUGGAAAUGAUUCGGCCUUACGCGUAUGUGUUUUACGAACUAAGUCGGGAAACGGAAAUUGCUUCGUCUGUUUUGAACGAAGGGGAAUUUAUUUCGAGUGAGCGAUUGGCAGAAUUGAGAGACCAGUGCAUGACCGACGCGAAUCAAUCGUACGCCGCUAUGAAGCCGGUUCCGACUAAAGUCCAAAAAUACAUUGAACAUAUUUGUACUCAAGCUGAAGAAGGCGAUUUUGAGGAAGUCGACGUGUCACAAUAUCCCCAGCCGGUUUAUCAGCACGCCGAACAAACGAAAGCCGAAUUGGCGAACCAAACUCGGACCGCGGAAGACGCCGAUAUGAAAUCAGCUGAGUUGAAGGAAGUUAAAAUCAAACUUCGUCAGAAAGAAGAAGAACUUGCGAGCAUGAAUGUUAAGAUAGAUCUCAUUGAGCAAAAGUCAAAAACGGUACCAAAAGCGAUGGAGGAAAAAAUGCGUGUGCUGAAAGAAGAAAUCGAAAAAGGCAAGCAGGAGUUAGAAAACUGUAAACGGACGCAUGCUAUAACCUUGAAUGGCCUGGACCAGGAAAUUAAGGAGCUGGAAACAACUAACAAAGAACUGAAGUCGAAAAUUAAUGCUGUUUCUAUGCGUGGUUUAGUAGGAGGUCUUUCGAAGUACGCAACGAAUACAGCUUCAAAGGAAGAAACUUCAGUUAAAGUUGUUGACUCGCCUCUGCUCAGAGACGAAAUUUCGUCUCUGAGAAACGCAUUGAGGUUCUCACAACAGGAAGUAUGGCGCAUGCGUGGCGAAAAAAUGAGGGCUCAGCUAGCGAAAUUGAAACCUUUGAGGGUCCCAGAGAAGCCUAUUGGCCUGCAAAGUCAGACCGGGUUCGUCAAGUUGGACGGAGGUGACAAGGCCUCGACUUUGGGAUCCCUGACACGUCAAGCAUCGGCUUUAGUUUCGGAGUUGGACAGACUAUGUGUGAGUCCUCGAGUGGUGGAUAUUACGAAGAGAAAGGCGGGAACUGUGCCUACCGUGGACAAACUGUCUUCGGUGCAGCAGCUGGUGGCCAUGAAAACUCAUCAUUUGAAAGUGCAGAAUAAGCUGGAAACGCUGAGAGAAAAGGUGCUGAAUUACACCGCAGUUGAAUAUCCAGCCAAGAAUGGAAACAUGGCCAACCCUCAGAAUUCUCUGUUCGCAGACCGGGAAGAAAUUAAGAGAAUCAAAGGCAACCUCAACCCGAAUCUAAUCGCGAAAAUUGAAUUACCGUCGAAGUCAUCGCAAAUUACUGACUCUACUAAAGUCUUUUUAAGCAGAGAGCAAUUCUUCGAGCUACAUCGAUCGUUGUUCAGACCAGAAUGAAAUAAAAACGGGCUCGCAAGUUGUUGGGGGAAAAGCGGUGAUUUUGUACAAGUCUGUUCAGAAGUCAGAAUAAAGUAGAAAAAAAAUCAGAUAUCUGAUUUCUAGUUUUGCGUGUUAGUUCUCUCAACAAGAAUCUAAAAGCUAUCAUAGGUGUUGUUCAUUUUAGAUAAAUUUUGCUCUUUCAAUUACAAAUUAUAUGCCUGAAAAGGUUAUUUUUUCUGACCUGAGUUGUACAGAUUCAUUCCUCAUUAUUUUGAAAACUCGAUUCGAAGGUGGUGUUAGUUAAAUUGUAGGAAAUGAGGGUCCUUUAAUUAUGCUUUGUUUGGGUAAAAUUAAUU
Symsagittifera roscoffensis is the source of this 4160-nucleotide messenger RNA. RefSeq names its product dynactin subunit 1-like. The record is from RefSeq and is a predicted model, not a curated record. Lineage: Eukaryota; Metazoa; Xenacoelomorpha; Acoela; Convolutidae. Gene Ontology annotation, biological process: cytoplasmic microtubule organization. Gene Ontology annotation, molecular function: microtubule plus-end binding. The transcript has 2 exons. The coding region runs from base 31 to 3822 and encodes 1263 amino acids. Gene Ontology annotation, cellular component: cytoplasm; nucleus; microtubule plus-end.